AAAGGUCAACUGUAGGUGGCCGCACCUAGGAGGAGGAUUCACGUCAUUGAGGUGGUUCCCUAACAACAUCUCUAAGAUAUUUUAGUAAUCUAAUGCGACAUUCUGGGUGUAAUAUUCAGGCUACAAGGUACAAUCAGUCUUGCUGGGGGAACAAGAGGAGGAGGAGGGGGCUAAGGACUUUAAGAUGAGUCUCUCUGGGGAGCGUGACACUGACAGUGUGGACCAUGGUGGAGAGUGCUGUUUGAAAUCCGAUCUUAAGAAAUAUGCCUCUGAUCUCACACUGGACCCAAACACAGCAUUCAGAGAGCUUACUCUGUCUGAGCAGAACAGGAAGGUGACAAAGGUGAGAGACGAGCAGCCGUAUGCUGAUCACCCAGAGAGAUUUGACUUCUGCAGACAGGUGCUUUGUAGAGAGGGUCUGACUGGGCGCUGUUACUGGGAGGUAGAGUGGAGUGGGGAAGGGGCUGAUAUAGCAGUGACAUAUAAAGGAAUCAACAGGAUAGGUGAUGGUAAUGACUGUGAUCUUGGAUUCAAUAUCAAGUCCUGGAGUGUGCACUGCUCUGAUGAUGGUUACAAUGCCUGGCACAAUGACGAGAGAAUUGCCAUACCUGUCCCCUCCUCCUCCCACUCAAACAGAGUAGGAGUGUAUCUGGACUGGCCCGCUGGCACUCUGUCCUUCUACAGCGUCUCCUCUGAUGCACUGAUCCGUGUGCACACAUUCCACUCCACAUUCACUGAGCCUCUCUACCCAGGAUUUGGAAUUUGGGCGACUGGCUCCUCAGUGACCCUGUGUCAGGUAGAAUAGCCUCCUGUUUCCUGGAGGAACAACAGGGAAGUCACACUCCAGUUCAAACACCUGUAGGCAUGACAGAACACACACUUUCAGAAAAAAAGGGUAUGGUUAGGGUAUGAUAUUGUUCCCUGUGGUACAAAUAUCAACAUACACCAUUAUGUACUUAUGUACACAUAGUAAUCUAGUACAAUGGUACAUUUUUGUACCAAAUAUUUUGAAUAUAAAAGUACAAUCAUUGGAGGUGUAGCUUAUUGGGGGAGUGGCUUUCAAUUAGUUAUUUUUGGCCCCCCUUGAGUGGAAGUGUUGUACCAGUGGUCCAUGGCUAUGUUAAUUUGAGUUCGAGCAUAUCUGCUGCUCGUUUUGAAGUAUUUUCAAGACGUAUAUACAUAUGUAAGAGCAUGUGACAUGUGACAAUAAAGAGCUGUAAAUAAUAUUAUAGUGACAUUAACCCAACAUUGAGCCACCUUGUCAAAAGGGGGAUGGUGGAAAGUGUACAUGUGAGAGACCUGGUAUAGAAAAUAGGUAUAUUUAUUAUAAAUAAUUUGGUGGGUGCUUAUACCUUAUUUGUCUUAUACACAUGUGGGAAUUAGAAAUGAGAUGUUCUGCAUAUCACAAUUCCAUCAAUCAUCAACAGCGACCCUGGAGCAAUUAGGGUUAAGUGCUUUGCUCAAGGGCCUUGUUGGCUUGGGGAUUCGAACUAGCAAUGUUUCUGUUCCUGGCCCAACACUCUAACCUCCAGGCUACAGUACCUGACACCACCAUUGUUUUCUGACAUCCCAGGUUUUGGCACUUAAAAUGAACAAAAAGCUUUGUCACUGAGGUUGUACCUUAAAAAGGAACAUUUGUACCUUUUUGGCUCUUUUAAUGUGCGGACUGCAAGGGUACUGUUAUGUGCCUAUAACAUAACUAAUGAGUAAUAACAGGAUACCACUAGAGUGACAAGCGUUUCUACCCCUUUAAGUACAAUAAGGUAUCUUUUUUUCUGAGAGUACAGAGACAUGUUUUUAAAUUAAUGUUUUUUUUUAUAUUGUUUUAAUUCCUUGGUGUUUGUAAAUAUUGCCAUCGGUAGAACACAUAUUUGUCAAAAUGUCCACACAACAAUCCUGUAUGCAAUUUAAACAGAUGAAAGAAGAUGUGUUCAUUUGCAUUUACAAGAAUAUGGCUUUUCAAUAAAUGAAGUCCUUCAUACCUACAGUACCUACCUACCUACCUGUCUACCAAUGGUUUAGACUAUGAUUGAAGUGUCUUGUCAGUGAAUGUGAUUUAGUAUGAAUAUUUUUGAUGAUGCCUCUUGGCCAGGGCUCCACACAGCAAUAGAUUAUUUGAAUGAAACUCACAUGAACCAGGUAUCCAUCCAGCCUUUUUACACAAGUAAAGUACAUGAUAGAUAAAAAAAUGUCACGGCAGGCCAAAUAGGAAUAGCUAAUUUGUUGGUAAACUUUCCAAAUGUCAACAAAACAAAAUACUCUAGACAAGGUUGGAUCUUUUUGUGUCGGUAAAACUAGUUAUGCGAGAAAUGGUGAAGGAAAUGCCUUUAUGCACAAAUAUUUAUAGAAUAAUCAUCGUAUCGAAGUAAACUUUGAGUCACAUGAUGAUAUGGUGUGUUGUCCUCCCACUGGGACUCGGAAAGCAUGCAGUUUAUUAGGCUACAGAUUAAAUAUAUUCUGAUGAACUUCACAGGGUGCGGAAGUGCACGGUGAUUAGCUUGAUGCUCUUUUCCAAUACAUAUCAAGAGUUUAUUCUGGAGACACCAAAAUCGAUGCUUGGCUGAAGUUUGACAAAUACAAAUAAUCUUGCUCUUUUGUCCAUAAUAAUCUCAUCAUGUAGUAGUCUACACCUGCACUAUAUCUGCGAGCUGUUGACAUGUGAGCACGUGCCAAGAUCAGAGUGGACACAUUCGCUAUGUAACGUCAUUUUUAAACACAAAAUCUAUAUUUAUGCGUAUUAUGUCAUCACGCUGUCACGCCUUGGUCUUAGUAUUUUGUGUUUUAGAUAAUUAGUUGGUCAGGCCAGGGUGUGACAUGGGUUUAUGUUAUUGUGUUGUCGUAUUGGGGUUUUUGUAGGCAUUGGGAUUGUGGUUGAUUAGGGGUGUGUUUAGUUUAGGUUUGGCUGCCUGAGGCGGUUCUCAAUCAGAGUCAGGUGAUUCUUGUUGUCUCUGAUGGGGAACCGUAUUUAGGUAGCCUGGGUUUCACUGUGUAUUUCGUGGGUGAUUGUUCCUGUCUCUGUGUAGUUUCACCAGAUAGGCUGUAAUUAGGUUUCACGGUCCGUUUUGUAUUUUGUAUCAGUUAUUUCAUGUACCGCGAUUCAUUCAUUAAAAACAUGAGUAAACACCA
Molecule: messenger RNA, 3126 nt
Organism: Oncorhynchus masou masou (cherry salmon)
Lineage: Eukaryota; Metazoa; Chordata; Actinopteri; Salmoniformes; Salmonidae
Product: stonustoxin subunit beta-like
Exons: 4
Coding region: 185-805 (206 amino acids)
Molecular function (GO): protein binding
Source: RefSeq, a predicted model, not a curated record